Messenger RNA from Rhodamnia argentea, 1538 nucleotides. RefSeq names its product magnesium transporter MRS2-3-like. Gene Ontology annotation, biological process: magnesium ion transport. NCBI's taxonomy places the organism in Eukaryota, Viridiplantae, Streptophyta, Magnoliopsida, Myrtales, Myrtaceae. The record is from RefSeq and is a predicted model, not a curated record. Gene Ontology annotation, molecular function: magnesium ion transmembrane transporter activity. The transcript has 6 exons. The coding region runs from base 1 to 1284 and encodes 427 amino acids.
AUGAAUGACCAUCGGCACCGGAAGAAGGCAGUGCAGGUCAAGACCUGGCUUGUUAUUGACUCGAUUGGCCGGGUCCAGCAGAUCGACGCCGGGAAGCAGUCAAUCAUGCGCCGGACGGGGCUCUCAGCCCGCAACCUCCGGAUCCUUGACCCGUUUCUCUCGUACCCAUCGUCCAUCACGGGCUGCGAGAGAGCGAUUGUGAUCAAGUUGGAGUACAUCAAGGGGAUAAUCACUGCACAUGAUGUUUUGUUGCUGAACUCUAGGGACCCAGCGGUGGUUCCUUUCGUGGAGGAGCUCAAGCGACGGUUCUUGCACUAUCAUGAAGCCAACACAAUGAAGAUUCGCGGAAAUGGCGGCGAUGAGCAAACUGCGGAAGAGGUGGCAAAAAUCCUUGAAGGUUCACAAGAGAGUGUGGAACGCAGUCAAGUGCUGAAGGAACAAGAAGACAGAUUACAGACUCUUCCUUUUGAGUUUGUUGCUUUAGAGGCAUGCCUUGAAACUGCUUGCUCUAGUUUGGACGACGAGACAAAAGCAUUAGAGCAAGAGGCUUAUCCCGCGUUGGAUAGGCUAACUUCGGAGAUUAGUAGCUUCUACCUCGAAAGGGUUCGUCAAAUUAAGGGCCGUUUGGUUGCAUUAACUCAACGCGUUCGAAAGGUGAGGGAUGAGCUUGAGCAUCUUCUCGAAAAUGAUGGGGACAUGGCGGGGAUGUACCUGACCAGCAAACUACUUCAAGAAGAAGAUGACAACUCUUCUUCUCCCUCAGCUAUCGUCGAUGAAGAAGACGAAGUUCCUGAGCUAAACAAUGACAGACAUCACAAUGGAGAUCCUGAUAUCUUACCUGAUGACGGCUUGAAUUCUCCGCACGGUUUGCUGAAUGAUGAAAUUGAAAGGGUCACGAGCAGCGAUUCUCGCGGCGCCUUGGCCAGGCAUUUCGAAGUGGCAGAAUUAGAGAUGCUCCUAGAGGCAUGCUUUGUACAAGUUGAUGGCACACUUAACAAGCUGUCUACACUAAGGGAGUACGUCGAUGACACAGAAGACUACGUGAACAUAAUGUUGGACGACAAACAGAACAAUCUUCUGCAGAUGGGAGUGCUGAUAACAACCGCUAUUCUGGUGAUCAGCUCAUACAUAACUAUCGUCGACGUGAUGGGCAUGAACAUAACCAUCUCCCCAUAUCAGUCCCAGGAACACUUCUUGUGGACCGUCGGCACUUGCACCAUCGGGACCAUCAUAUUGUAUGUCAGCAUAGUUGUAUGGUACAGAUACAAAGGAUUGUUAAAUUAAGGGCACGUAGAAAUUCAGUGUCACCAGCAAAAUACGCGAAAUGUUCAGGAUUGGUUUAGGUAGACACGCUCCAUGGAUAGUGUGCUACGACUACUACUACUGCAAAACUAUAAUCUUGAACUUGUAGCUCAUCAAUCUUGAAGCAUAUGGACACAAGGAGACAAUUUCCUUGCAUUGAUUAUCAAGUUUGUAAAAUGAGACAGAACUCCGCCAGAGAAUGAGCACCAAUACAUGUUGACAAAGAACCAGUUACA